Sarcophilus harrisii (Tasmanian devil) is the source of this 4095-nucleotide messenger RNA. It is a transcript of the gene NR5A1, whose product is annotated as nuclear receptor subfamily 5 group A member 1. The coding region runs from base 1 to 1392 and encodes 463 amino acids. Lineage: Eukaryota; Metazoa; Chordata; Mammalia; Dasyuromorphia; Dasyuridae. The transcript has 6 exons. Gene Ontology annotation, molecular function: nuclear receptor activity; RNA polymerase II cis-regulatory region sequence-specific DNA binding; zinc ion binding. Gene Ontology annotation, biological process: hormone-mediated signaling pathway; tissue development; regulation of transcription by RNA polymerase II. Gene Ontology annotation, cellular component: RNA polymerase II transcription regulator complex. The record is from RefSeq and is a predicted model, not a curated record.
AUGGACUACACAUACGACGAGGACCUGGACGAGCUAUGCCCGGUGUGCGGAGACAAGGUGUCCGGAUACCACUAUGGGCUGCUCACCUGCGAGAGCUGUAAGGGGUUCUUUAAACGCACCGUACAGAAUAACAAACACUACACGUGCACCGAGAGCCAGAACUGCAAGAUUGACAAGACACAGCGUAAACGGUGCCCCUACUGCCGCUUCCAGAAGUGCCUGACUGUGGGGAUGCGGCUGGAAGCUGUUCGGGCAGACCGAAUGAGAGGUGGGAGAAACAAGUUUGGUCCCAUGUACAAGCGAGACCGUGCCUUAAAACAGCAGAAGAAGGCCCUGAUCCGAGCCAAUGGAUUCAAGCUUGAGACGGGCCCACCCAUGGGACCUCCUCCACAAACUGACUAUCCCUUGGCACCAGCCCUGCACCCGGGGGCCAAGGGCUUGGCCCCCGCCCCCCCUGCAGGGCCGCCUGGUGACUAUGAGCGGGGCCCCUACGGUCCGCCAGGUCUGCCCAUGGCUGUGCCCACUCACGGCCCUCUGGCGGGCUACCUCUACCCUGCCUUCCCUGGCCGUGCCAUCAAGUCAGAGUACCCAGAGCCCUAUGCCAGCCCCCACGAGCCAGCCCCGCCCUAUGGUUACCCUGAGCCCUAUCCUAGUGGUCCCAGCCUGCCAGGGGUCCCGGAGCUCAUCCUCAAACUGCUUCAGCUGGAGCCUGACGAAGGCCAGCUCAAGGCCCGAAUCCUGGCCUGCCUGCAGGAGCCCGCCAAGGGCCGGCCUGAGCGUCCCACUCCUUUCGGCCUCAUGUGCAAGAUGGCGGAUCAGACUCUCUUCUCAAUUGUUGAAUGGGCUCGGAGCUGUGUGGUCUUCAAGGAGCUGGAGGUGGCCGAUCAGAUGAAACUUCUGCAGAAUUGCUGGAGUGAACUGCUUGUCUUCGACCACAUCUAUAGACAGAUCCAACAUGGGAAGGAGGGGAGCAUUUUGCUGGUCACUGGCCAGGAGGUAGACUUAUCAACAGUGGCAGCCCAGGCUGGGUCCCUUCUCCAUAGCCUAGUGCUCCGGGCCCAGGAGCUUGUACAGCAACUACACUCGCUACAAGUCGACAGGCAGGAAUUUGUCUGCUUGAAGUUCCUCAUCCUCUUCAGCCUUGAUGUGAAGUUCCUAGAGAAUCAUGGCCUGGCCAAGGAUGCACAGGAGAAGGCCAACGCGGCCCUGCUGGAGUACACCAUGUGCCACUACCCGCACUGCGGCGACAAGUUCCGGCAGCUGCUCCUGCGCCUGGCGGAGGUGCGCUCCCUCAGCAUGCAGGCCGAGGAGUACCUCUACCACAAGCACCUGGGCGGGGAGGUCCCCUGCAACAACCUGCUCAUCGAGAUGCUGCACGCCAAGCGGACUUGAGCCUCUGGCCUGGCCCUGCCGGCUCCGGGGACCCUCCGGGCCGCGGGCAGGGGAGGGGUGGCUUUGGCCAUAUCUGGAGAUGAUUUAUUUUAUUAUCACAAGCCUGGUGGAUCUUAUUUCUUGGAACUGCUCCACCCCUGCUCUCCCAGGGGCGUCCUUCCCGCCACAAAAGGGGGAGGGGGGGGUGGACCUGACCCCUGCUGUGUGUGUAUGUGUAUGUACGCAUGUGUGAGCACAUGUGCCCAUGUGUGCCUGCAACUCCCGGGCCCUGCUGAGCCAGGCUGAUGUCUCGGGAGAUCAAAUCUCGGCUUUGCUACCUGCUACCUGUGUGACUCCGGACAAGUCGUUUCCCCUCCCUCGGGCCUCAGUUUCCUUCUCUGUAAAGUGAAGUGCUUGGAUGCUCUCUAAGUCCCCUUCCAGCUCUAAAUUCUAGGAUUCUAUGGUCAUUACCUAGGAGAGGUGAAUACUAGAGAAAGAGCUCUGACAUGGAAGUCGGGAGACCUGAACUCUGGUCCUGACCUCACGCUGACUCACCUUGUGGCCUUGGACAAGGCAGUUUCCCUCUCUGUGCCUCAAUUUCCACCUCCGUAAACUGAAGAGGAGAUGUUGGGCGAGAUGAUCAAUAAGGUCCUUUCUAGCCCUGCCAUUUUCUCUUCUGUAGAGCUGCUCAGCCAGUGACUGCGUGGCUAAGUCAACCAAGUGCCAGUCUCCAGCCCCGGGCUCUCAGGGGACAGGAGGGGCAUCCCCUCUAUUCCAUGAUGAUCUUUGUGCCGAGAGGCUGAAGCCUGGGCCGGGCACAAACGAGAUGGGGCGUAACUUCACAGGGAGCCCCCUUUCCUUAGUCUCAGCCUCCCCACAGGACAGACUCAGACUCCACAAUACCUACCCCAGAUACAGGAGAAGAUGGGAGAGAGGGAGAGAGGAGACAGAAAGCCUCCCCAGAGAAAGGGCAGGGGGGAAGCCCGCAGCGCUGGCUCAUCAUGCCUUUGUCUGAUUUCUUCAUGAACCCUUAAGAGAACAUAGAAUGAGUAGAGGUAGGGUGGGGCUCAGCCCCUAUUUCAUAGAUCUUGUUAUUUUAGCAAUAAAAGAAUGAGUCACCCUGAGCAGAGGCUUAUGGAGAACAGAGGGAACCUGGAGAGUGGCUGGCACAGGAAAUCCUCCCCCCACCUCCUGCCUUCCCUAGAGCAAAAAAUGGAUACAAUUCACAAUUCAUCCUCUCAUUGGACAAAUCCAGGCUGAUAUUAUUUGCAAGGCUUCAGAAAAGAUCUGCUUUCUCCAACAGUCUCUGUCAUGCCUUGAGAGGGAAAUGGAGAUCUCUAUGGAGAGAUUUGGGGACAAUCCUAGGAUUUGAGGAGAGGGAGGGGAAAGGAUUUAGGGUUGGUGCCCACUGACAGCUCCCUCAUGCUGUUACAUUCCCAUUACCAACACCUUUAUUCUUUCCUAGGCUCAUUGUGGAAUUGGGCCAUUGUCUCUAAAGUUCUUUUAAUUGCAAGAAUUUGAGGAUUCCCAAGUAGACCCAUUUCUCCUGGCCUCAGAGGACUGCUGUAGGAGCAGUAUGUAGAAAUUUCAAACUGACAGAUUUAGGAUCUAAUAUCCUUAAGGAAUAACAUCCUUACUGCUAGAUCUGUCCAAAUAUUGAAUGGAUUUCCCACUACCAGACAGCUUCACAAAAUCUGAAUAAACAACUUGGGGACAUUGUGAGGAGGAUUCAUAGUCAGGAAUGAGGGGGGAGUUCUCUGACCAGAUGAGCUCAGGGGUAAUUUAUAUCUCAGAGAUUCCAUGAUUCAGAAUGGUUAGGGUCUCUUGCUCACCCUCAUCCCCCAAGGGAACUCUAGACCUUUGGGGGUAGUUCAGAUCCUAUGAGGGUUCUCAGGAUGGUUGUGUGUGUCGGGGGAGGAAGAGGGCUGAUGUGAGAGAAAUUCUGAGCCUGUGAAGCCUCUGCCACUGUGGAGACACAGUGGUCUUCCCUCUCUCUCUCUCUCUCUCUCUCUCUCUCUCUCGGACACCCAGGAAGAAAACAGAUUGCCAAGGAGCUCUGUCUGUAGCCUGCACCUGGUCACCUUUACAGGGCUUAGGGAGACAAAAGCUGUUUUCAGGUGAAGGGCUGGGAAAUGGGGACUCUACUGCUUGCCAGUCUUAAUGGUUUGGCAUCCAAAAUGAAUUACUUAUUUACCUGGUACUGGUCUAUCUGCCCUUUCCCUACUGGGAUCUUUUCUGACCCAAACACAAGCCCCAUCCCAAAGCCUCCCUCACCUUUUCUGCAUUGUAUUCUUGGUGGCCCAGAGUCUUUGUAGGUCUGUUCUCAGGUCCAGUUUCCUGGCACUCAUGUCACUCUUCCCCAGUCUGCCUGAUUCACUAGGGCUGGCUGGCGAUCUAGAAGGUGUGGGGGCAAGAGACCCUCAGAACAAUACAGUGCAUGAAUAGAUGAACCAAGGGCCUUUCCCCCUAGAGCCUUCCUUGUUGCAAUUUGCCCAAAUCUGGUGAACCUUGGCUCAAGAGCAUGGGUGUUUCUCUUUCCCGUCUGUCAGUCUCUGUGAUUCAAUCCCUACUUUGAAUUGGGUGGCCCAUUGACCAGCGGAUGGGAGACACACACUGUGUCCUCUUUCUGGAAAACAAGAAGUGCCCUUAAGUGUCUCCCCCUCCCCAAUGGGAAGGUCUCUACCCUUCUGCCCUCCUCCAAUAAAUUUUGCAAUUGGUUUCAAA